Molecule: messenger RNA, 918 nt
Organism: Haliotis rubra (blacklip abalone)
Lineage: Eukaryota; Metazoa; Mollusca; Gastropoda; Lepetellida; Haliotidae
Product: tigger transposable element-derived protein 4-like
Exons: 1
Coding region: 13-918 (301 amino acids)
Cellular component (GO): nucleus
Molecular function (GO): DNA binding
Source: RefSeq, a predicted model, not a curated record
AGGUUGACAUACAUGGUCGCAGCCAAUAUGACAGGCACAGAAAAACUUCCACUUCUUGUAAUAGGCAAAGCAAUGAAUCCUCGCUGUUUCAAGAAUGUUAAGUCUCUUCCCACAGAGUACACUGCAAAUAAAAAGGCUUGGAUGACAUCAAGCAUUUUCCAAGAUUGGCUAGUUAAGUUGGACGAAAAAAUGCACCGGAAGCGGCGACGAAUUGUGCUUAUUGUUGACAACUGUCCAGCCCAUCCUGAUGUAGACAAUCUGAAGGCCAUCAGACUUGUGUUUUUGCCUUCGAACACAACAUCCAAGACUCAGCCGAUGGACCAAGGCAUCAUCAACAACUUAAAGGUCCACUACAGAAAGCAGCUGAUGACCAAGUUCAUCAAGGCCAUUGACAAGAAGGAGUCUGUAAGCAUAACAGUCCUUGAUGCCAUGCAACAUUUACGACAGGCUUGGGACUGCGUCCAACCCCAGACAAUCAACAAGUGCUACUUGCAUGCAGGCUUCAAGAUCUCAGACCAGACCAACACCCGAGCCAAUGCUGACAGCGACCCUGAGGAUGAUGUGCCCCUUGCCACCCUAGUUGUCAACAACAUCACUCUUGCGCAGUAUGCCAGUGUGGAUGAUGACUUAGUAACCAGCUGCCCUGCCAGUGAGCAAGACAUCGUCCAGAACAUUAUUGAUUCCAGGACCAGGACCCAGCUUCUCAGUGACGACGAAGAUGAAGACGAUGUGCCCCCUCCUCUACCACCUACUCUUGAUGCCACAACAGCAGCCCUAGAAAUCGUCAGGCGUUAUGUGAUAUCACAAGACGAUGGAGACAGUGUAAUGACAGGAUACAACAUGGUGGCCAACUAUGUUACAGAAAAGGAAAUGAAGAAAUGUUUCACAAAGAGACAAUCCCUCAUGACAUCAAGUUAG